This is a messenger RNA of Pieris macdunnoughi, 384 nucleotides long. NCBI's taxonomy places the organism in Eukaryota, Metazoa, Arthropoda, Insecta, Lepidoptera, Pieridae. The record is from the annotation of a GenBank genome assembly.
AUGAUACAAUCCGAAAUUGUUGAUGAGACUGAUGUGUUUCGUGUGGACGCUUUCCGGCCUGAUACAGUCUCUGAAACGGUUUUAAGAAGACUUUUGAAGCAAGAUGUGAUACAGCAUAUUAAAGUGAAAGGCAAGACAAAGAAAGAUUCGUCGACAUAUGUCUUUCAACAAGGAAAACCGGUGGAUUACUUCGUGCUAAUCCUGGAAGGUCGCGUAGAGGUGACUGUGGGCCGAGAGAACUUGGUCUUCGAAGCUGGUCCCUUCACCUACUUCGGGGUUCAGGCGCUUACGCAGAAUGUUGGUGUUGCGGAGUCCCCGACGCCAUCAGCAAUGGGCUCCCUUCAGAAUAUAAAUAUGGACUCCAUGCUGCGUCACACGUUUUAA